This is a messenger RNA of Syngnathus typhle (broad-nosed pipefish), 3020 nucleotides long. It is a transcript of the gene pacsin3, whose product is annotated as protein kinase C and casein kinase substrate in neurons 3. Gene Ontology annotation, biological process: regulation of endocytosis; cytoskeleton organization; plasma membrane tubulation. Gene Ontology annotation, molecular function: protein binding; phospholipid binding. NCBI's taxonomy places the organism in Eukaryota, Metazoa, Chordata, Actinopteri, Syngnathiformes, Syngnathidae. Bases 566 to 1903 code for a protein of 445 amino acids. The record is from RefSeq and is a predicted model, not a curated record. The transcript has 11 exons. Gene Ontology annotation, cellular component: endosome; cytoplasm; plasma membrane.
AAGGGUUAAAGUGUAAAUAGGAUGAAUGGAUAUUGUGGCGUGCAGCAUCUGAUUACAGACGCCAGUCAGGAUCGUGGAAGGAGGACUUCUCGCUAUCUAGUCGUUCCAAAAACUUUUAGAGAUAAGCAGCACACAUGAUUUGGUGAAAUACUAUUGCGUGUUACAACCGCAGAGAAGACACCGAGCCUGCUAACAUUUGAAAGUUGGACAUUAACGUUGUAAACAUGGCCGAAAGUGGACGCCCUCGGAUCACUGUGGAGUAAAAACUCGAGAUGAUGACGCACUCGAUGAAGGUUUACAAGUGAAGAAAAUACAAGGCUGGACCACGACCACGUUUGUAACAUCUGACUACUGAAUCGUCUACCCAGGAGGGGAACAACCGCGCAAGGAUUCUCCUUCUGGUUUGUUCUUGCAGCUCGGGGAAAACAGGCUUUCUUUUCUCCUCUGUCUCCCAGGACUGAGACACCCUUUGGGACACCUGUCCGUCUUUGUUUUCUUCUCUGGUAAGUUUCUUCGCUCGCUGCCAUCAUUCUGUGCUGUAAGGCUGACGGCAAAAUGUCUUCCAAUGGAGACCUCAGUGAACUCGGGAGCUGCGAUAGCUUCUGGGAGGUAUGCUAGCUACAAGCCGGGAAACUACAAGAGGACGGUGAGGCGGGUAGACGACGGCAACCGACUGUGUAAUGAGUUGGUUAGCUGUUUCCAGGAGAGGGCAAAGAUUGAGAAGAGUUACGCCCUUCAGCUCAGUGACUGGGCCAAGAGGUGGAGAGGUGCGGUCGAGAAAGGGCCUCAGUAUGGGACACUGGAGAAGGCGUGGCAUGCCUUCAUGCAGGCAGCCGAUCGGCUCAGCGAGCUCCAUCAGGAGCUCCGUGACCGGCUGGUGGCAGAAGACAGCGAGAAGGUGCGAAAUUGGCAGAAAGAAGCCUUCCAUAAACAGAUGAUUGGAGGUUUCAGAGAGACAAAGGAGGCUGACGAUGGCUUCCGCAAAGCUCAGAAACCCUGGGUCCGCAAAUUAAAAGAGUUGGACACAAGCAAGAAGAGCUACCAUCAAGCCAGGAAGGAGGAGUGGUCAGCCAUUAACAGGGAAACGCACGCUAAGGCCGACCCAUCCAAGUCUCAAGAGGAAGUCCGCAAAUAUUCGGCCCGUGUGGAGCGCUGCAACCAAGAAGCUGAAAAAGCGAAAGAGCGUUAUGAAAAGGCUUUGGAAGAGCUGAACCGCUGUAACCCUCGCUACAUGGAGGACAUGGAGCAGGUGUUUGACAUCACCCAGGAAGCUGAGCGCAAGAGACUCUGCUUCUUUAAAGAGGUCCUGCUGGAUAUCCACACACACCUGGACUUGUCCAGCAAAGACAGGUUCCGAGAGCUGUACAGGAACCUGGGUCAGACCAUACGAGCAGCUAAUGAGACAGAAGAUCUGCGAUGGUGGAAAAACACCCACGGACCAGGCACGAGCAUGAACUGGCCACAAUAUGAGGAAUGGACUCCAGAGACAAGUCGGACCAUCAGCAGGAAGGCGCGAGCUAUACACUCUGACGACAGUGUAGUUACCCUCACCAACAUUGUCUCCUCGGGAGGGAAUGACAUUCCACCUAGUCCCAUCACCCAGAAUGCAAUCAGGAUUGUCAAAGAUGAUUCCUCCGACUGGUCAGACGAGGAGAACCCAAAGAAGUUGUCUUUGAACGGUGUUGGAGAAGCGGGGGACAAAGGAGAGCGGCAGGUAGACGGUGUGCGAGUCCGAGCGCUCUACGAUUACUCGGGUCAGGAGGCUGACGAACUCAGCUUCAAAGCAGGUGACGAGCUGCUGAAGCUCGGCGAGGAAGACGAGCAGGGCUGGUGUAAAGGACAGUUGAGCAGCGGCCAGGUGGGCCUCUAUCCCGCCAACUACGUUCAACCGGGCGCUUCCUGAUGACACUCACUCUACACACGGCCAAUGGUACAACUAGACUCAAGAUGCCAGGACCAAUCGCAAAAUGAUCAGUGCCGUCGUUACGGCACGUACGGACAAUUACGAAUUAGCAUCUAAAACUCAUCACUGAGUUGUUGUUCUUUUUCUUCUGUAUUAUAAUUCUUUUGAGCAUUUGAGAAAUUUCAAACAAGUUUGGUUCCAAACCGUGAAUUCCUCAUAUGUUAUAUAUUUUCAGAAUAUAGUCUGACAUUUAGAACUUGUCAAUGGGACGCUACGCAUGUUAGCCUGAAUGCCGACACGUUGCAAGAAGCUAGCUAGGUUUUAAGCUAAGACAAGCUGACAUCCCUUUAUAAAAUGCGGCAAGAACUUGACAAUCAUUUUUAACACAAAAAAUAUCAAUGAGAUAUAUUAUAAACAGAAAGUUAUAUAUAUGAAAGCAAAAUAUAUGUUUCAAACCAAAAGAGUAUUUUAGGAGAGAUGUAUGAGUUAAGCUAUAGAUUUGGCUUAGUUUCCUCCUAUCUGACCGAGAGAUGACAUCACCUGCUGGGUGUGUUCAACGCCUGACGUCAGAUGGUCCAAAAACAUUUUUUGUCUCCCCAGAAGCAGUUUAUGUGAUAUAAAUUCAGUGAGGAUAAGCGAUUCAAAUAAUAGAUGGAUAGAUUUGACUGCCACCCUGCUUCACGUUUAAUAAAUCUACAGCGCGUUUGAUUGUGACACUGCAUCCACUUUACCUUUUCUAUGCAAUAGCUGUAUGUAACAUCAGCUGAUUUGGGCUAUGAAUGUGAGGCUGGUCGUUUUUCAACUUUGGUUUCUUUGAAUUUAGAUGUUGGAAAUUCUUCUUCAUUCAGUCUCUGCUGAGUUUAAUGACAAACUUAGGUGUGGUGUAAGUUGCUAUGGAGACACAAAGCACGCUUGUUAAAUGCUUCCAUUCAAAGGCUCUGGGUUUGGGCUGUUUGAUGUAAUUUCAUGAGGGAGUUUCUUUGGAUUAACCUAAUAACUAGAACCUUUUUAACACUUUUUAACACAUAAAAGCAUCUGAGUCCUCCCUCAAUGUGUAAUCUGUACAGAGAAGCAAGUUCUGAAAGGCAACAAUAAAGAUCUUUCUACACAAUUUUCA